UAAUUUAUUAUUAUUAUUUUUGAAAAAUCUCUUUUUUUGUUGUUUUGUUUGGGGUAAAACUCUCUUAAUGUACUCCCUCUAAAACCCUUUUGUUUGUCUUCAUGAUUUAGCUCAGAUCGAACAGGGCGGAGAAUUGGUAAGUGGGAUUGUUUCCGAUCUGUGAAUUAGGGUUUCGAAAGCUGAGAUAUCGAGACUGAGAAAGUUCUUAAUGGCUCCAACAAGAAAAUCUAAAAGUGUGAACAAACAGUAUUUGAGUAGAUAUGAAGUAUCUCCUGAUAAAAGUCCUGGGAAUUCAAGAAAGAGUAAGCCAAAGAAGAAAUUAACUGACAAGUUGGGAUCCCAAUGGAGCAACGCUGAGAUUGAGCGAUUUUAUAAGGCAUAUCGAGAGUACGGGAAAGAUUGGAAGAAGGUGGCUGCUGCUGUGCAUAAUAGAUCUGCUGAAAUGGUGGAAGCCCUUUACUGUUUGAAUCGGGCUUAUUUAUCUCUGCCAGAUGGAACAGCUUCUGUGAUUGGCCUUAUAGCAAUGAUGACCGACCACUACAAUGUCCUGGGAGGGAGUGAUGGUGAAAGAGAGAGCAAUAAACCUUCAGACACGCCGCGGAAAGCCCAAAAGCGCAAGCAAGCAAGGGUUCAUCUUGACUCCUCAAAAGAAGAUGUUCAACCUCGAUCAAUUGCAUCUAGUGAGGGAUGCCUAUCUCUGUUGAAAAGGGCAGGUCUUAAUGGUAUUUUUCCUCAUGCAUGUCGGAAAAGAACUCCUCGCGUCCUUGUUUCAUACUCGUAUAGGAAAGAUGAUACUGAGAUUUUUAUUCCACCAACCAAAAGAGUUAAGAAGUCUGAGGUUGAUGACGAGGAUGAUGAACAUGUUGCUGCAUGGACAUUGACUGGGACAUUGCAAAAGGGAGGCUCUCCUCAUACUUCUCAUUCACCUUAUAAAAGAGCAGAACACCAAAGAUCCUCACCUCUUCGUAGAUAUGAUAGGAUGUUGCCGCAACCACAAUCAGAGACAACUGAGGCCAAGCUUCGUGAUUCUUCAUAUGAAUGCCGGAUCAAAGGCAGGCCAGGGGAAAUGGAACUUGUAAGUGGAACUUAUGCCAGAGAUACAGACUCUUUGAUGGAUGUGGACGGCACUGAUACUGUUGAAGUUCAUCGAAAGGGGAAAAACUUUUACAGGAAGAAAAUUGAAGUUAAAGAGAUGAAGAGCAAUCUGUCUGAUGAUAGUGGAGAAGCAUGUAGUGGCACCAAAGGAAUUAUAGAUAAUGCUCUCCGAGGGAAACUUGUUAUGGAGAUUUCUAGUGCAGAAAAGAAACUUUCACCAUGUAGUGAGAGGAAAAGAAUCAAGGAGCUUGUCUUUGAAGAUCAAAGCUCUUCUCUAGAUGCUUUGCUGACACUAGCCAAUUUGUCCACUUCAAUGUUGCCAACAUCGAUAACGGAAUCUGAAUCUUCUGUCAAAAUGAAAGAGGAUAGAAUCACAUUUGAAGCUGAUGAUCAGUCUAGUGUUCUUGAAGCUGCAUCUAUAAGUCAUCAUAGAGAUAAAAUAAAGCAACGUGGGCCAAAUAAAAAGGUGCUCAACUUACUCAAUGGAUCUGAAGGUACCACCUCUCGAAAAUCAACAGUUGGUAGGUACUCUGCUAAGUAUGGUGGUGUUAUUUCUGAACCAAAACAACAGAAAGAAUCUACGAAUAACUCACGGAAAAGAAAACAAAAAUCCUCCUGCCCAAAGCUGCAGGUUUUGAAUGCUGAAGCUCCUCCAAUGGAUUCUCAUUUGAGAAAAUGUUCCAAUAAUGAGGAAAUGGCCAAGGAAGAGAAGAAAUAUCUCAAUAAAGGUAAAUCUGGUGCUCAGCAAACAUUAUUCAGAGUGCCAGCGGAAUCUGUCACUAAUAAUGAUCCAAAAGUGGCUGGAAUUGAUUCAGUGGUGCCGACUUCACAAGUUGCUGCUUCAAACUCUAUUAGCUUAUCAACUAAGCAUCAAAGUAGACGUAAAAUGAACCUGAAGAGAGCUUUAUUUUCAACAAACAAAAAUUUGUCUGCUUGCUCACUGGAAAAUCAGCCAAACGGCCAUUCUCUUCCACAGGAGACACUAAAGCAACGGCUCUCUUCCUGCAUAUCGUCCAACCUGGCACGACGAUGGUGCUGUUUUGAAUGGUUUUACAGUCCCAUUGAUUAUGCUUGGUUUGCUAAAAGGGAGUUUGUGGAGUACUUAAAUCAUGUCAGUUUGGAUCACAUUCCAAGGCUCACUCGUGUCGAGUGGGGUGUCAUAAGGAGUUCCCUUGGCAAACCACGGAGGCUUUCUGAACGCUUUUUAUUUGAAGAGAGGGAAAAACUUAAACAGUAUCGGGAGUCUGUGAGACAACAUUAUACUCGACUACGCCUUGGUACAAGGGAAGGACUUGCUACAGAUUUGGCACCCCCUUUAUCUGUUGGACAACGAGUAAUUGCCAUCCACCCUAAAACAAGGGAAGUUGAUGAUGGAAAAGUACUUUCGGUGGAUCACGAUAGGUGUAGGGUUCAGUUUGACAUUCUGGACUUAGGAGUUGAAUUUGUCAUGGAUAUUGAUUGUAUGCCAAUAAAUUCGUUGGAAAACAUGCCAGAAACUCUUAAGAGACAAAACAUUGCUUUCGAUAAAUCUUCUUUGGCGCCUAGAGGGUCUCAAGGUAAUGGAAAUUUAGAGCUUGGUGGGUCCAAGGCUUUCACUUCAAGUGGGUGUAUGGAAAAUGCAAUGGGCCCUGUGAACAUGUUGGCAACUCCAAUAAAGGUUGAUGUAAAACAUAGUGCUUUGCAUGGUAAGCCAGCUGUUUCGAAUGUUGUUAGUGCACAUCAAGCAGCCUAUGGUCACCCCCUUACAAUGGCACAUAUUCAAGGGAGAGAAACUGAUAUACAAGUUAUGUCUGAACUGAGUCAUGCUUUGCACAAAAAGGAAGCUUUACUGACAGAACUUAGACAUACUAACAAUGACGUAUCAGAAAUCCAAAAUGGGGAGGGUUGUUUAAAGGGUUCUGAACAUUUCAAAGAGCAUGUUACCACGUUACUUGUACAUCUAAAGGAAGCCAGUGCCCAGGCUUCUUCUGCAUUACUUAACUUGAGACAACGUAAUACUUACCCUGCAAACCCUCUAUUACCAUGGCAGAAACCCCCAACUAAUCUCGAUUUCUUCAGUAGCUUUACAAGCUGUACUUUGGAUAGUUCUCUUAUUGCACAAGAAGUAGGGUCUGUUGUGGGUGACAUUGUGAAUGGCUCGAGAUUGAAAGCAUAUGCCUUGGUCGAUGUUGCCAUCAAGGCUGUGUCAUCAAUGAAGGAAGGCGAAGAUGCAUUUAUGAGGGUUGGAGAAGCUUUGCAUUCUUUAGAUAAAAAGCAAUUCACAUCCGACAUUACUAUGCCGACAAUCAAGUUGCCGGAGCACAAUCAGGCGAAUGGCUCGAUUUUCAUUCCAUCAAAACCAAUGCCCAAUAGCUCGAUUUCCGGAAAAAAUGAGGAACAAGUUCCUUCAGAGCUUAUCACAUCAUGUGUCGCUACUUUGCUCAUGAUACAGAGAUGUACAGAGAGACAGUUUCCACCAGCAGAUGUGGCUCAAGUAAUUGAUUCUGCCAUUGCAAGCUUACAUCCAUGCUGUCCCCAAAACUUGCCCAUUUACCGGGAAAUACAAAUGUGUAUGGGCAAAAUUAAGACUCAAAUAUUAGCUUUAAUACCUUCUUUAGUAUGAUAUAUAUUCUUUCUUUUCAUUUGAUAUACCUACUUUAAUUCA
Messenger RNA from Hibiscus syriacus, 3739 nucleotides. RefSeq names its product protein ALWAYS EARLY 2-like. Gene Ontology annotation, molecular function: DNA binding. Gene Ontology annotation, cellular component: nucleoplasm; transcription repressor complex. The record is from RefSeq and is a predicted model, not a curated record. Lineage: Eukaryota; Viridiplantae; Streptophyta; Magnoliopsida; Malvales; Malvaceae. The transcript is spliced from 20 exons. Gene Ontology annotation, biological process: regulation of cell cycle; DNA-templated transcription; regulation of transcription by RNA polymerase II. The coding region runs from base 209 to 3697 and encodes 1162 amino acids.